Messenger RNA from Danio aesculapii, 5933 nucleotides. It is a transcript of the gene sema3gb, whose product is annotated as sema domain, immunoglobulin domain (Ig), short basic domain, secreted, (semaphorin) 3Gb. Gene Ontology annotation, biological process: axon guidance; negative regulation of axon extension involved in axon guidance; semaphorin-plexin signaling pathway. The transcript has 18 exons. The record is from RefSeq and is a predicted model, not a curated record. The coding region runs from base 433 to 2673 and encodes 746 amino acids. Gene Ontology annotation, molecular function: semaphorin receptor binding; chemorepellent activity. NCBI's taxonomy places the organism in Eukaryota, Metazoa, Chordata, Actinopteri, Cypriniformes, Danionidae.
AUAGGGAGGUAGUGGAGAGAGGGCGAGGUACAACACACAGCACACUAGACACCUGCAAACACUUGACUGGACUCGUACAGAGAGGGAGCGCGCGUCUGACUCUGGAAUAUUAACGGAUUUUCCCCCUCGUGAUAUUGUGAAGGAUGACAGUACGAUUGGAAAUAGGAAAGUUUUUUUGAGCUCUGCGUAGCCUCUUUCUUUCAAAGUGUACCCGGUUUAUGAACGCUAGCCAGUACUUCUGUAUAAACUGCGGGGACUGGAAACUUUGGUAACUGAGAAAGAACGAACAGAUGGACAUUGCCGCGUUUAUGUGCGUUUGGUGACCAUUUUGUUCGUACCGGACAGUUGUGUGCCACGGAAUGUAACAUCUUCCAUCUUAAGUUACCUGGACAAGAAAUCUCGGAGGGUUAAACCGCUGUCAUUAUUGUGAACAUGAAGCCAUCUCUGCUUUUCACUUUGAGUUUGUGUGUCUGGGGUUGUCAUGGCAACACCCGCACAACACCCCGAGUGCACCUGUCAUACAAAGAGUUACUGGAGACAAAAACCAUUCGGCCCUUCAGUUUCUCCUUCAACACCAGUGACUACAGAAUCCUCCACAUGGACCAAGACCAGGGCCGACUUUAUCUGGGCAGUCGUGAAUAUCUAGUCUCUCUAGACAUGCAGAACGUCAAUAAGGAACCACUUAUUAUUCACUGGCCGGCGACAACACAAAGAAAAGGAGAGUGUAAAUUAACUGGCAAAGGAGGACAGGGAGAGUGUGCUAACUUUGUGCGUCUGAUUGAGCCGUGGAACAGGACUCACCUGUACACCUGCGGCACUGGAGCUUACAAACCCAUCUGCACCUUCAUCAACAGAGGCUGGAGAGCUGAGGAAUACCUCUUCCGGCUGGUUCCUGGUUAUGUGGACUCUGGAAAAGGAAAGUCUCCCUAUGAUCCCCGUCAGGAGAACGCAGCAGCUCUGAUCAAUGGGAACCUGUAUUCUGGAGUGCAUGUGGACUUCAUGGGUACAGAUCCAGCCAUCUUCCGAACCUUAGGAGACCGUCCUGCUGUCAGAACCGAGCAGUAUGACUCCCGAUGGCUGAACGAGCCAGUUUUUAUAAAAAUCCAGAAGAUUCCAGACAGUGCGGAGAAGAACGAUGACAAGCUUUACUUUUUCUUUCGGGAGAAGAGUCUAGAUGCAUCGGGAGGCAGCGCUCCGAGUGUCCUCGCUAGAGUCGGACGGGUCUGUCUGAAUGAUGAUGGAGGUCAGAGGUCACUGGUGAAUAAGUGGACGACGUUCCUCAAAGCUCGGCUGGUCUGUUCUGUGAUCGGUGCAGAUGGUGUGGAGACCUACUUUGAUGAACUGAGGGAUGUUUUCAUCCAGAGGACCCAUGAUGAACGAAACCCCAUUGUGUAUGCAGUCUUCUCCACAGCUGGCUCAGUGUUUAAAGGCUCUGCAGUGUGUGUUUACUCAAUGUCUGACAUCAGAAAUGUCUUCAAUGGGCCCUUCUCUCACAAACAUGGCCACAACUACCAGUGGACACCAUACACUGGCAAAAUACCUUACCCUCGGCCAGGGACUUGUCCUGGAGGAACUUUCACCCCUGAUCUCCACACCACUAAGGCCUUCUCAGACGAGGCUGUAAACUUCGUCCGUGCCCAUCCGCUGAUGUACCAACCUAUAUAUCCCAUACACAAGCGCCCCCUGGUGGUCAGGACUGGAGUCGACUACCGUUUCACUACCAUUGCUGUGGAUCUGGUGGACGCUGUGGAUGGAAGAUAUGAGGUGCUCUUUCUGGGCACAGAUCGUGGAACAGUUCAGAAGGUGAUUGUCUUACCAAAAGACAUCAGCACAACAGAAGAGCUCAUUUUGGAAGAGGUUGAAGUUUUUAAGACUCCCGCAGCUGUCAAAACUCUGAAGAUUUCUACUAAAAGGCAACAGUUGUACGUGUCUUCAGAAAGGGGUCUCACCCAGGUGUCCCUGCACAGGUGCGCCGUCUAUGGAAAGGCCUGCUCGGACUGCUGUCUGGCACGAGACCCCUACUGUGCCUGGGACGGAGAGCACUGCUCUGCUUUCACCCCUGCGACAAAGAGGAGAAGCAGAAGGCAAGAUAUCAAACAUGGAGAUCCUCUACGGCAGUGCAGAGGAUUUAACGCUAAAGUAGAGAAGCGCUUGCGGGAGACGGUGCAGUUCGGGGUGGAGGGGAGCAGCACCUUCCUGGAGUGUCAGCCGAGGUCUCCGCAGGCCACUGUCAAAUGGCUCUUCCAGAAGGACGGCAGGAGAAAAGCACUCAGUCGAGACAAAGAGGUUCUGAAGACGGGUCAUGGAAUCCUGCUGAAAUCUCUCACCCAAUCAGAUGCCGGUCUUUACCAUUGCCUAGCAACCGAGAACAACUUCAAGCACACCUUGGCUCGCAUCUCCCUCCGCAUCCUGGACAGAGAGAUUGUAGAGGCGCUGACUGAGUCAGACAUCCCGAUAGACCCAGAGCACCGGCGCCACCAUUCCCAUCAGCACCCUCCACCCCCACCGCCUCCACCUCAAGCUCACCCACCAGCUCUCCCACUCCACCCACAGCCUGAAGUGCGUCUCAUUAACCAGUACUGCCAGUCCUACAGGCAGCAGAUGCAAAGCCAGCCACAAAAAGCCAAACGCAACAACCGCAGGCACACAGGAGAACCAGAGGAAGAGCAGUGAAUGGAGGAGCAUCUGCUGACCAUGUCCUGAAUAUGUACCAUCAUGUACUUCUUCUACCAGGCAUAUUCCUAUUUGGCCCCAUUAGUAUAAUACGAUUCAUUAAUUUAGAUUUAAUCGGAACCGAACUGAUGAUUUUUGAGGUACAGUUUAAUGCACUUAGCUUCCCUAACUAAUACAUAUUUGGCUGUGAUGUACUCACGUCCAUAGUUAGCAUUAAAUGACACUGCUUUGUUUUUUUAAAUACUGUGGGGAAAAUAAGUAUUGAACACGUCACCAUUUUUCUCAGAAAACUCAUUUCUAAAGGUGCGGUUAACUUGGAAUUUUCCCCAGAUGUUGGUAACAACCUAAGAAAUCUAUAUAUGCAAAGAAAACAAAUCAAAUUAGUUUACAAAUCAAGUUAUGUGUAAUAAAAUGUGUAAUGUGUAAAAAAGUAUUGAACACAUGAACAAUGGGAGCUGUAGAAAUGCAGUGAAAGCCCAGACAGCAGCUGAAAUCUCUUGUCAUUGUUAAUUAAUAUCAGCUGCUUCAGUCCAACAUCUAUAUUACCAGGAAGAUGAAGAUGAAACUAAAGUGGACAUUUCAGCAAGACAAUGGUCCAAAACUCUCAAAUGCUUUCAGAGAAAGAAAAUCAAGCUGUAGAAUGGCCUAGCCAAUCACCUGAUCUAAAUCCAAUAUAAAAUACAAAUUAAAGAUCAGAUUUGAUAGACAAGACCCACAGAACAUCACGAUUUUUAACACUCUGUUGAAGUCUGUGAAAAAAUCACACCUGAGUAAUUCAUGUGACUUCGUUCUCCAUGUUAGAGUCACCAAAAAAAGCCUUUCAUAUGAAGUAUUUAACACGUUUCAGUAGUUCAGUACAUUCUCCUUGUGUCAUUUCAUUGGUAUUACACAUAACUCAUUUUUCAGAUUUUUUUUGUUUGUUUUAUUUUGAUGUUUGUAUUGUUUAAGUUUUUACCAAAAUCUGGUUCAAUGGAGUCAACAGCACCUUUAGAAAUAUAAUUCCCAGAAAAAAACAUGAUGUUUUGAAUAUUAACAUUUUUCUCCACUGUACGUUCUUGAACACGUCCAGCCACACCAGCAAAACUACUGCCAUUUGAUGUAAAAUAUAAGCUAUACCCUUUAUGAUACAUUACAUGAAUGACUGCAGUGUAAAUACUUUUAGACAUGGUAAAACAUGGUAUAGAGGGGUUGAGUUUAACGUUUGCAGAUUCAGUUGGGAGUCUCUAGACCCUCAAACCGUAAAAUACAGCAGCGGAAAGAACUUUCUGGAGCAUUUUAAGAUGUACGUAUGCACAAGACUAUAAUUAUAGGACAAUAUAUCCUUUAACCACAAAAGUUUUUGGGUUUUUUUGGAUUUACAUAAGCAUUUUAUUAUAGAGUUUCUAUAGGAAUGGACAUCUUGGAGUGACGUUUAAGCAUAAAACAAAUUUUCAGAUUGAAAUAUGCAUUUAGGAUAACUAUUUACUUGAUUAUAUUUUAUUUACUAAAUCUGUAAGUAAAUUCUGUCAAUGUUUAAGUCUCACUUUUAGUCCUCCAGGCACAUGAGCUAUAAUUUUGGUCUUGAUCUAUGACAGGAAAAAACUAAAAUAAUAGUUUAGUGUAAUGUGUAACGGUUAAACUAAAUGCUUCAGAUAAAACUGACUGUGCUAUAAAAAACAACAACAGUAUUGAUCAUUAUAAAAAUAACAUACAUUUAAAAUAUUUCUACUUUUCAAAUGAUCAAAUAAAAGUAAAUCAUGCAGCUAUGAUUCCAGUAUUUGUUACCAUGAUUGGAUCAUUGCCCUGAAAACUGAAAUGCUUCAUUAGGACAAAACUGUGGACCAAAAUGAAAGACAUCUGCUAAACAAUACAACUCAAAAUCCCUUUUUAGUCAGCAUUAGCUGUAUCUAUUUGAAAAAAAACCUUUGAUACAUAAUUCACGUCGACAUUAACAAUCUUUAAAUGUGAAAGCAACCAAAAUGCGAGUCAUUUUUGUCUCGUAUAACAAAUGUUCAUCCUCCAACAACUAUGAGCAAACACAUCUUCCCUGAUUUGCUGUAUAUACAGUUUUUUGUUCAGCCUGGUCUCUUCUGUCUUUGGGACUCUGUUGAUAGUCGGACCACUAAAAACAUUCUCACUCUCAAUCCAUAAUCGACACAUUUUUGUAUUCCGCUGUUUUGUCAAUGGUGAAUUGUGGUCAUGUUCUUGCUCGUGUAUAAACACAGUAUCUGUGCUUUGUGUUGUGUGACAAUGACACAUGUACAUAGAAUAUGUAUGUAUUGGACUAGUCACUGGUCAGGAUUAUAAACUAACCUCCUUUCUUUCCCUCUCUCUCUCUCUUCUCUCACCCACACCAUACGACAUAUUUAUUGUGAGAGUGUACAUAUUCAUGUGAGUUGUGCUCUUUGGUGGUGGGACAGGGCUGGUUUUGAUGGAAAAUGUAAUUGUUUGUAUUGUUUAUUAACAGGACCAGGACACAUGGAGAGAUGCUGAGAAAAAAAAGAGGUAGAUGUUUUUGGAGUUUAUUUAGGUUUGUUUAAAUAUUAUAACUUUAAAAUUAACCUUGAUGGUCUCAAGAGAAAAAUAAAAGUUUGUUUUAUCAGUAUAGGUGAAAUAUAAACCGAUAAAUGGGUGUUGCAAAUCGUUUUUUGGACACACAAUGCAAAUUGAAGUCAGAAAUAUCUACCUCUUCAAGCACUUUCUAUGGAAUAUCCCACCAAACUAAAGGACAAUGGCAAGGAAAAUGUGUUGUGUAAUUUCCUUCUGAGAACAUAUACUUUGUCUAGCCCACUAAUGUCAUCAUUUUGAAAGCGUAAGUGAUGGAUUUUCUUCAUUGGAUUGGUUGGAGGAGUAUUUAUAAUGACUGUGUGUGAAAUUUGCUCAAUGAAACACUCAGUGGUUUGUAACCCCAGACAUGUUAUCUGGUCUUGAAGGGUGGAGGACAAACUAUUCUCAAGUCCAAACCGCACUUCUUUCCUCUCCACAGUGAACGAAUUGUGCAGAACGACAUCUGGGUCUCCGAGGAACUUUUAACGCCACAUUGACUUUCUUUGUCCUGUUGUGUCUUUUCUUUGGUGUUGGAUGUUGAGCUAAACCGAAACUUCCUAAAUGUGGUUGCUUCACAAAAUAUUUCCUCUUUGUAUUUACAGAUGUUUGUGUAGGUUCACGUUAAUGUGAUUGUUUGUGAUAAAUAUUAUUUUAUUAUCAUGGUAUUCUGGGGUUCAGGAGUUCUAAUAGGUGUUUUUUAAAGCAAUAACAAUAAACUGCUGUUUUUGUUUUUA